CCUCUGCGAGCGGCCCUGCAUCUUUGUUAUCCCGUCCGGCCGGGCGACUCCAGUGACCAGUUCUUCCCCCUGUCUCUCUCGCUCUCGCGUGGUUCUCCCGUGCCCCCGGCGUGAGCGCGCUCUUUCUCUCGCGGGCUCGUGGCGACAGCCGCCGCCGCUGCCCUACGCCAAUUGCUCAGGCCUUCUUUGGGCCCUUCGCCGGCGGCGAGCACCCACCAGGAAGCCUUUGAAUCUGAACAUUGAUAGGCGUUUGCAGAGAGAAUUGAUAAAUACAUCAUCAGCCUGAAAGAAUGGGUUAUGGCAUGAGUAGGCUAGAAGAUGAAUACUAUGAGCCUGAAGGGCAGAAUACUGAUGGAUCUGGCUCAGUUCAAGUGAACAAUGAGUUUGCAGAACUGCAUAACGAUAUUUUUCAUAUGACCCGAAUGAGAUCAAGACUUACUGAAAGCUACAAGUCCAUGGGUACCAACAGAGGCAUAAUAUCAACGGCCAAGUUAUUAUCUCAAAGGGAAAUUGAUUGUUCUGGAAAGAGGAUGUUCUCUUCUGGUGACCGUGCAUUUGUUCUAGGUCGCUAUGUUCCAAUGAACGGCCCUCAGUUAUUGGAUAGGAUGGAUUCUCGUGCUUAUGUUUCGCAGUUUUCUGCUGAUGGCACUCUUUUUGUUGCUGGUUUUCAGGGAAGUCACAUAAGAAUAUAUGAUGCUGAUAGAGGCUGGAGCAUACACAAAGACAUUCAUGCUAGGUGUUUGAGAUGGACAAUCAGUGAUGUAUCCUUAUCACCUGAUCAGCGGUAUCUUGCCUACUCUAGUCUGGCACCUAUUGUCCAUAUUGUUAAUGUCGGAAAUGCGGCAAGAGAAUCCUAUGCUAACGUCACUGACAUCCAUGAUGGAUUGGAUUUUUCACAGCAUGAGGAUGUUCAAUAUUCGUUUGGAAUAUUUUCCGUGAAAUUUUCCUCUGAUGGACGGGAACUUGUUGCUGGCAGCAAUGAUGAAUCAAUAUAUGUCUAUGACCUUCAUGCAAACAAAUUGACAUUACGUUUACCUGCUCAUACAUCUGAUGUCAAUACAGUAGCAUUUGCUGAUGAAACCGGCCAUCUCAUAUAUUCUGGAAGUGAUGACACUUUAUGCAAGGUUUGGGACAGGCGGUGUUUGUCCACAGGACAAGCUGCCGGAGUUUUGACUGGACAUUUGCAUGGGGUAACACAUAUUGAUAGUCGUGGAGAUGGCCGAAGUUUCAUAUCCAAUGGAAAAGACCAAGCAAUCAAACUGUGGGAUGUCAGGAAAAUGACGUCCAAUGCUGAUAGUUGUGCAGACGGAGCCCCAAGUUGGGACUACAGAUAUUCGAGGUAUCCGCAGCAGCAUAAACAGUUAAAGCAUCCGCAUGAUCAGUCAUUAGCGACAUACCGUGGACAUGCAGUCCUCCGGACAUUGAUCCGUUGCUACUUUUCUCCUGCUUACAGCACUGGGCAAAAGUACAUAUAUACAGGGUCGUAUGAUUCCUGCGUUUACAUCUAUGAUGUGGUAAGUGGAUCGCAAGUUGCGAAGCUGAAAUGGCAUCAAAUGGCGAUUCGUGACUGCAGUUGGCACCCAUUUGAGCCCACGCUUGUGAGCUCAUCCUGGGACGGCCAGGUAGCAAAAUGGACCAGUGCACGUGAUCAACAGGCUUCUGAUAUAGAUUGAGUCGACCGUGCAGCGAGUGAUCUUUUACUGCUCGUGGUUCUGGGCUACAAAAACAUACGUAUGCAAUCUAAAGUAAGCACAGCUCAUAAAAAAGAAAGAAGAUCAUGUGUUGUAGUGGUGAAUUGUAAUUUGUAAAUACUGAACUGAAAACUUUGUGAAUAUGAAGUUGUUUCAUAAGGCUUCAUGUCCGUGUGUUUGGUUGGUCGAUGUUCGUUAACUUUUGAUGGGCAAUGAGCUCAUCCUUUUGUAAAUAUAAAAUUACCUUCAAACAGGCCUUGUUGCACUACAGUAAA
Messenger RNA from Sorghum bicolor (sorghum), 1966 nucleotides. RefSeq names its product LEC14B protein-like. NCBI's taxonomy places the organism in Eukaryota, Viridiplantae, Streptophyta, Magnoliopsida, Poales, Poaceae. Gene Ontology annotation, molecular function: protein binding. The record is from RefSeq and is a predicted model, not a curated record. The transcript has 10 exons. Gene Ontology annotation, biological process: proteasome-mediated ubiquitin-dependent protein catabolic process. Gene Ontology annotation, cellular component: Cul4-RING E3 ubiquitin ligase complex. Bases 291 to 1673 code for a protein of 460 amino acids.